This is a messenger RNA of Pocillopora damicornis (cauliflower coral), 2584 nucleotides long. Its product is annotated as histamine H2 receptor-like. Gene Ontology annotation, biological process: G protein-coupled receptor signaling pathway. Gene Ontology annotation, molecular function: G protein-coupled receptor activity. Gene Ontology annotation, cellular component: membrane. The record is from RefSeq and is a predicted model, not a curated record. Lineage: Eukaryota; Metazoa; Cnidaria; Anthozoa; Scleractinia; Pocilloporidae.
UGGUGGCGUUUCCCCUGUUGGACACGAUAGUUUAAUGCCGGAAUGAUGAGAUUAUCUGUGUAUUUUAAUGCGGCUGUCGAACAAGUACACUGAUGUUCUGGGAAAACGACAUAAGAAAGACAGUUUACCACGUUAUCUUCGGCAUCCUUUAGAUUUACAUAUUCUUGUUGUCAAUGAACUACUAACAUAUGGAGCAAAAGAAUUAAACUGAUCUUAAUACAGAUAUCGUUCAAAAGCGCUGAUGGAUAACAUCUCUCAGUCGCAUUAAUCUUGAAGGAAACUAUGGAGCACUUAGCACCAGCCAGGGAAAAAACGGACCGCCGACACGUGCAACUCCCACCAACAGUUACCUAAAUUGUUUUCACGGAAACAAUAGAGUGAAUAUCAUACUGUAUCACGCUGUACUGGUUUUAACAUUAAGAGCUGAGAGAGCGAACUACAGGAAUACUGAGCAAAAUUUGUCUAAACAUGUCGAAUGAUCCAACCAAUUCUACUGAUGGAAACACUACCACCGUUUUUAUCUACGAACUCGAAGAAGGAAUAUUACAAGCAGUUUUUCUUUUCGUUAUCGUUAUUUCUGGCGUCUUCGGAAAUCUGUAUAUUUGCAGCGUAAUUUACAAAAACAAGAAUUUGAGAAAUCCAACUUUUAUUUUUCUCGUAAAUCUCGCCGUAGCAAACAUUGGAGCGCUCACGCUGUGUAGCCCGUUUGCGCUCAUUAACAGCAUUCAAAGGAGAUUCACAAUGCAACAACACUGGUGCCUCAUCAAUGGAUUUCUGAACAAUUUCUUUUUUUGUAUUUCCAUUUUCACCUUGUCCCUCAUAGCCGGUCAGAAUUAUUUUUCAAUUGUUAAACAACCAUCUUGCGAAUGGCUUCAAAUUACAAAAAAUAGGGCCAAGUUUCAUUUACUUGCUAUGUGGGCUCUUUGUUUCGCAUUUUCUUUUCUUUCGCUGGGCCCUUUUGAAAACUGGAGUUACGUGGUGUUUAAUCCGACAACAGCGCAUUGUGGAAUAGCUUUCCCAAAUUCACUUGCCGACAAAUUGAAGUUGUCAUUACUUGCUCUAGUGGCAUUUAUUGUUCCAAUUUGCGGCAUGUCUUUCGCGUAUUGUCGAAUUUUCUUUAAGGUCAGUUCUCACGAAGGCAAAAUGAACCAGAACGCCGAACGUCAAGGUAACCAGCUGUCGGUGGUUACCAAAAGACUCGCUGUCACAUUAUGCCUGAUGUUCAGCACUUUUCUUAUUUGUUGGUUGCCGUUUUUCAUCCUUAUUGCACUGGCUAUUGUUUCAGAGGAUGUGUCGACCCUUCCUUGGUACCUUGGUCGCAUUGCCUACUGGAGCGGAUACCUAAAUUGCGCCAUGAACCCUUCUCUAUAUUGUUUGCGAUCUUCUGCCUUCAAAGAUGUGAUACGCCGACCUUCGUCAGCAAGUGCUGAAGGUUCAGUCAAACCGUUAGUCAACAGGAGUCAGAGGGCUUUCUCACUACCCGCCAUAUCGUAUAAUAUGAAGCGCCCCAUAUCAAAACGAGUUGGAAGGCAAAGUUAUCCGAACGCCGGUCUGAGCGUAUCGACUCACGAUCUGCCAACAUGCGCCGAGGUGGAUGUGGCUCGCUUGAGAGCUUACUCUUGUUCCAGUUAUGAGAUAAAAUGCAAAGAAAACACACAGAUAAAUCAACAAAGUGUAGAGCUAUAGCGAGACAGAGCAGUCAGUACAGGCAGCAGUGUCAAAUGAGCAAUUUGCGGUGAGUCGUGAUGUGAAUGCGAGAAAGGAGACAUUCGGAAUCUGAGCUCGUCACCAAUCGGCGGACAUAGCCUUUUAACAGCCCAAGGCAAAAAAGGACGUAACCACUUUAAUCUGACUUCCGAUGUAGCAGUAAAGCGUAUCUCAUGACUUUCUCGCGCGAGGCGCUCGAGGAAGGUAUCUAUGUAGGACAAAUUAUUUCAAUUGCAACCAAUAGUCGCGUUUUUCGUGAGACAAAAUUUCGAGAGCGAACCAAGACUGUCUGAUUAUAAAACUGAUGGUAGGAUAAAAUGAAAGGAUUGCUAUUCUACCCUUUCGGGUUCCAUGCACUGCAACUAUCAAAGCAUAAAAUUACGCAACAAAAGUACGAACUUUCGCUUACCCUCGAUUACAAAAUUGUUGACACCUAAAAAGCAUAAUCUACGAUGAAACCCAACGGUUUAAUGGGAAUGUUCGAAUAGUUACAUGAUCAGUGCUGUAAUUUUUCCAUUAUCAAUGGAAAAUAUUUGUCUAUGAUAAUUCUUUUCUUUUAGGAAUGCGUUUACGGCGUCUAUCAUUUACCACGAGCAACUGAUUGUGGUUAUUGUGUAAAUGCGUACCCGUAAAGCCAAUGACUCGUCCUUCAUUGCGAACACUUUUUAGGCGUCGACGUUUUUGCAAUCGAGUGUAUCUGUAAUGUAAGAAAAGAAGACAACAAAUUGACAAUACUAAAAAUUUAUUUCAUGACAGUAAUUUCAGUGUCAAACGUAAGACGUUUUAAGGCUCCCUUAACAAUGAUAAACUUAGCCUAAAUUACUAAUAGAAGUGUUCAUACAGUGAACAACAAAAAGCCAAAUUUAUUGUUAUGUAC